Molecule: messenger RNA, 702 nt
Organism: Erpetoichthys calabaricus (reedfish)
Lineage: Eukaryota; Metazoa; Chordata; Cladistia; Polypteriformes; Polypteridae
Gene: tomm5
Product: translocase of outer mitochondrial membrane 5 homolog (yeast)
Exons: 2
Coding region: 92-247 (51 amino acids)
Cellular component (GO): mitochondrial outer membrane translocase complex
Source: RefSeq, a predicted model, not a curated record
AAUUGCCGCGUAGAAGGUUGUGCGCAAUAGCGGAAGACGAAAGACGAGAUUAGGGUCCAGUUGGACUCCCUUGUACAAACAUCAAAAAAAAAUGUUUAAGAUUGAAGGACUGGGUCCAAAAAUGGAUCCUGUAGAAAUGAAGAAGAAAAUGAGAGAAGACGUAAUCUGUUCGUUUCGGAAUUUUCUGAUUUACGUGGCAUUGCUGAGAGUCACACCAUAUAUCCUGAGGAAGCUGGACAGUAUAUGAAGAAUGUGCCUUUUCUGCCUCCAUUCUUUCCACACCCUGAGGUGGGACUGAGAAUUCUGCAGAGUGUGUGCCAUCCUGAAAUGCAAUCAUGACAUGAAAAUAAAGGAUUCCUCAAUCCAGAUAAAUACUUGAACUUUCAUCAGUGAUCCUGAAAACUGUGAAAUUGGUCACAUCCAAAAUUGCAUGAAUUCUAACUGUGUAAAGGCCUUUGUACUUGCUUUCUUUCCUUGCAAUAUUUCUCAGUUUUCAGAUAAAACUGGAUUUUGUUUUUAAUGUCAUGUGUUGUCACCAUCGAAGUUCACAAGAGCAAUGCCAAUGUGUAAUUUAAACUCUCCACAAACAUUUAUAGUAAUUAUUGUACAAGUGCUGAGCAACCUAUUAUUGAUUGUAAGUAACUCCUUUUUUUUAUUUCAUUGUACCUCUUCUGUUAAUUAAAGCGAAUAUCAUUGACUGUA